Messenger RNA from Pundamilia nyererei, 4820 nucleotides. Its product is annotated as zinc finger protein 271-like. The coding region runs from base 653 to 3307 and encodes 884 amino acids. NCBI's taxonomy places the organism in Eukaryota, Metazoa, Chordata, Actinopteri, Cichliformes, Cichlidae. Gene Ontology annotation, biological process: regulation of transcription by RNA polymerase II. The transcript has 12 exons. Gene Ontology annotation, molecular function: DNA-binding transcription factor activity; RNA polymerase II cis-regulatory region sequence-specific DNA binding. The record is from RefSeq and is a predicted model, not a curated record.
UUUGUUUACAGCACGUGUCGAGGUCACAUUUCAGAGGGAAGUCCCUAAAAAACAGGCGGCGCCGCCUUUCACAGAGGCAGCCUCGCCGCCGUGUUGCAUAUUUGAUGAAGAGAUGAAUAAGCUCAAAUAUUCAGUUUGCCUUCAUGUGGGAGGAAGAAUAAAAUAAAGGCCUUGGCUUGACCUGUGUGAUAACCUGUCCAUGAGUUCCAGGUGAGUAACCUCCAGGUUGUUGCAGUCUCACCCGCAGAGUUCACAGGUGACUGUGAAGCUGCUGCAGAUGUUGGUGAGGCUGAGGUGAAGUAUGAUGACGUAGAUGGAAACAUCUGGCUCCUUUUGUGUCACCUCAAGUGUGCGUGAGCGCACGCGGACGCCCGCCUCUCGCUGCAGUGUUGUUGUAGUUCACCUUCCGGCCAGCGGCGGCAGCACUGUUGGGUUCAGUUGGGACUCACCUGCUGUCUGGCUCUUCAUUUUUUUAAAAACAUUCUCUGGUUUUCAGUUCUCCUGGAGUCGGUGUGAGUGCUGCUGACAGACAGUGUGAGGAUUCACUCCAGCCGGGCGACGGCGGCUUCAUGCGGCUCAUCUCAGAGGAAACCAACCAGGCUUCAGAAGCCUGAAGGAGACGCAUCAACACUGAGGAGGAGAGCAUGAGGAGAUGAAUGGAGUGAAGGAGGAGCCUGAGGAAACAGGAGAGGACUGUCAGCAGCUCCCUGCUCAAGGGGCGGGGCUCGAUCCAGGUGUGCAGAGUCUCUCUGUACCAGAUGAACCGGCUUCAGACAGCGCUCACCGGUCAAAGCGCCGCCACCGGUGCUCGGUAUGCGGCCGGGAGUUUUCGCGUCCCUCCCGCCUGGUCGAUCACAUGACCGCCCACACGGGCGAGAAGCCGUACAGCUGCUCGCUGUGCAGCAAACGCUUCACAAAGAAGAUAAACGUGGCGGUCCACCAGCGGGUUCACACCGGAGAGAAGCCCUAUUCCUGCCCCGACUGCGGUGUCAGCUACGCCCAGCUCAGCUGCCUGCGGCGUCACCGGCUCGGCCACGCCGCAGAGAAACCCCACUGCUGCUCGGUGUGCGGGAGAGGAUUUGUCCAGCGGCGCCACCUCGUCCAGCACGAGCGCACUCACACUGGAGAAAGGCCGUUCCUCUGCUCGCUGUGCCCCAAGAGCUUCGCCUCCAGGACGGGGCUCGUCGACCACCAGAAAACCCACACGGGACAGAACCUGUACUCCUGCUCCGUCUGCGAGAAGGUUUUCUCCACGGCGUCGUCCUUCAGGGAUCACGUGAGGCUGCACACGGGGCAGCAGCCGCACCCCUGCUCGCUGUGCGGCAAGAGCUUCAACAGGCCGGGUCUGCUGAGGAAACACCUGCAGAAGCACGCCGAGCAGAUCCAGGUGGUCAAAGUCGAAGGUGUCGACGGAGAGGGGGAGAUGAAUCUUCACUGCUUCCUGUGUCAGAAGGACUUCUUGUCUGUGGAGAAGCUGCUGCAGCACCGGCAGCUCCACCAGAGGGCGCAGCAGUUCACCUGUGGCGUCUGCGGCCGAGAGUUCGGCCGAGCGUCGCGGCUGAAGGAGCACAUGCGCUCUCACACCGGAGAGAGGCCGUACCAGUGCGACGUCUGCAUGAAGCGCUUCUCUGUGCUCAGAGUGCUGAGGAAGCAUCAGGAGAUCCACGGCAGGGAAGAGUGCAGCACCGCCGCCGCUGACGACCAAUCACAGCCUUCAGACCAGCCGAAAACGGGUGAAUCGCUCAGCGGGAUGAAAGUGGAGAACGGGAACGCAGACUCGGCGACCGGUGAGAAACUCCAGCUCCUCGUUUCAGACGGGUCGGCCCGUUCGCGCUGCGGCAAAGCGGCUUUUCAUUUCAUGCCACACGUUAUGUUCUCCACAGUUUACAGAUUAGCUGGCGAGGACUCGGGAGGUCUGAACAGCUGUGGAGGACGUUUGCAGAGGGUUGUCAGAGAGUGGAACAAGUUCCUCUCACACUGGUCAGCGUCAUUCGGGUGGGCUGUGGCAGUGGACGGGAGCACCGAUACUCCGAAGGGAAGCUCCUCCCACAGCUGCCUCAGCUGUGGGAGGAGCUUCCCGGGGAUGUCGGCUCUCUUGGAGCACGCCAAGGUCCACGACUCGGAGAAGCCGCACCGCUGCCCGGUAUGCGCGAAGAUCCUCAGCAGCGCGGCCACCCUGCGAGUGCACAGGAAGACCCACAUGGCCGACAAGCCGCACGCCUGCAGCAUCUGCCCCCGGAGCUUCCUGAAGCCCUGCCUGCUGCGCCAGCACAUGAGGACCCACAUCAGGGACGGGCUCAUCGCCGACCCCGCCGACAAGGUGUUCUGGUUCGACAUGAAGAUCGAGGGCGGGAAGGUGGAGCUGGGGAUGAAGAAGAAGGAGGUGGAUGAAGGCGUGAAUGAGCAGACCUCCGUAGAUGUUUUCACCGGAGUUGAGCCCUCUAUUAAGAAACCCCACCCCACUGAGGGGCGGGGCAACAGCGAGGAGCGUAAAGAGCCAGACGUGAGCGGGCUGAUAAACUCUGAUGGUGAGGAAGAGGACUGGAGGCCAGCGCGCGGCAACCCUGACGGACCCACAGACCCUGACGGGCCCACAGACCCUGACGGAUCCACAGACCCUGACGGGCCCACAGACCCUGACGGGCCCACAGUUCCUGAUGUACCUUUACACCCUGAUGGAUCCUUAGAUUGCGAUGGGCCCACAAGUCCUCGCGGACCCUUGAAUCCACAGGCCGACAGUGGGGCUGAUGGGAAAUCACGGCACUGCUGCCCCGUCUGCGGGCGCGACUGUUUCAAAGCGUCGGCGCUGCAGAAGCACCUGCGGAUCCACUCGGGCGAGCGUCCCUUUCAGUGCCCCACCUGCAGGAAGAGCUUCAUCCAGCACGUGCACAUGACAGAGCACCAGAGGAUCCACACGGGAGAGAGACCCUACACCUGCAGCAUCUGCAGCAAGAGCUUCACCUUCUCCAGCGCGCUGCGCCGGCACCAGCGUCUGCACACCGACGCCCGGCCGUAUCAGUGCCCCAUCUGUCCUAAGACCUUCAAGCAGCGCAGCUCGCUCAAAGAGCACCAGCUGACGCACUCGGGCGUCCGCUACCAGUGCCCGCUGUGCAGCAAGAGCUUCAGCCGCGCCCUCGAGCUCACCUACCACGUGGACGUGCACUCGGAGGCUCGGCCGUACUUCUGCGACAUCUGCCAGAAGAACCUGAGCGGAGCCCGAGUCUUCAGGAAGCACAUGAAGAAGCACGAGCUGCAGCCAGCCGGGCUGAGGGAGGCCGGGACCUCCUCGACCAAUGAGAGUCUCUGAAAGCGGUGAGAGAGGGAGGCCCGUGCUGGGAAAACCAGUGUGGACAAAAGUCAGCGAGUAACCAGUGAAACCAGUGUGAGUUCAGCCUCAGAUAUUAGAAGGACUUCAGAGGACGCGCUCGGUUAAAUCUGCCUUAAAGGAAAGGUUCUGAGAUGCUGUUAGCCCCGCCUCAGCUCACUUCCUGUUGCAGCUGUCAUUACAUUCCUGUCGUGGACGCAGUGAAGAAACAGGAAGAAGCAUGAGCCUUCAGCCUGUAUGCUAAGCUAGGCUAACAGCAUCCCAAGUAACAGAACGAAUCUCUGCCUCCAAACGAUCCGGCCGGCUGAUUGGACCACACUGACCCUUUAACCAAAGUGCUUUUGGUGCCUGAACCACAGACGCGUGUCCGGAUGUGACCCCUGAACUUUGCCGACAGCUUCUCAUUUGGAGGUCACGUGUUUCAAACGAGAGGCGUGGUCACGAAGGGUUUUUCAAACUUUUAGUGCUCGUUGAAUAUUUGGUGCUACACAUCAGCAGCCCUGGUUCUGAUUUCAUUUCUAUAGAGGUAAAACAGCUGAUAUACGAAGGUCAAAGGUCAGCUACACAGAGGCCUUCGUGCUGUUGUAGAGUCUGAACUAAAAAACUGUCCCUGGACCAGUUUGUACACUUUUAAAGUCACCAGGUCUUUAAAGCCUCUGAGCUCACCUGAACCUGAACCUGAGUUUGUUUCCGGAGCUCGAGCAGCUGCGUGUUCCUGCAGAACCACAGAUUCCUCCACUACAACCAGGAAACGCUAAAAGACGAGUGCUGAACGCUCCAACACUUCAUCGCAUCUUGAGGAAAGAUCUGUGGAAUUAUGUCAACAACAGAAAUAUUCCCGUCACACGACUGAUAUUUUUCUACCAGCAGGUGGCAGUACGCCUCUAUGAACUCUAUGAAGUUUUAUAUCUACACUCACUGCCCACUUUAUUAGGUACAGCUGCUGAGUUUACAGAGUACAGAUCUCUGGAAGAAACUGCUCGGGUGGUGCCCCAGAUCAGAGGAGAAUGACCAAACUUAUAUAACUUAUUAUAACAAAGGUAUGCAGAAGAGCGUCUCUGAGCACAUCACACCCUGAAGCAGAUGAGCUACAGAAUAUCUGCCACAACAUCCAGGAUCUCUCUGUCGGGAGGGCGUGAUGGUUUCUUGGCGCGUCCGUGACAAGUUCACCGUCCUCCAAACGCCUCCACAGUCACCACAUGUCAUGGAUGCGGUCCACAGCUCUGCAGUAAGUUUGUGAUGGUGUCACGUCAACACGGAGAGUCUCUGAGGAAUGCUUCCAGAACCUCGUCGAUGCUGGGAAGAAGAAACAGGGUCCAGUCCUGUACUGGCAAGGUGUAGCUAAUAAAGUGGCUGCUGGGUAUGAUUUAUCUUCUCUUGUUACAGCAGCUCAAGUUAAAUACAACAACGUGUAACAGGGAGCUUAAAUGAGUGGGAUUAUGUGGCGAUCGUGGCUCAUCGUGGCACCGCAGCAAUUUCCUAAUGUUGUAAACCU